AAACAGGGGAGGGAGGAGUAGGAGGAGAAAGAUCUUGAAAAAAGUUUGAAAGGAACAGAGAGCUGUUGUGUCGUCGAGCGGAUUCGAUGAGUUUGACUUCACGAUGAGGAGCGACCCCGUUCUGUUCACUUCCAACAGGGCGAUGGAGGAGUUGGUUUGUGAGCUUCGUCUGUUCCUGGACCUGUUGGACAGGGAGUAUCUGAGCGCUGGGGUUCGAGAGAAGAAGAUGCACCUCUCCAACAUCCUGCACAGAGUCCUCUCUGAAAAAGAGCCUUUAUUCAAGACAGAGAUCCACAGCGGUCUGCCGGCCCCACCUCAGAUGCCCCUCCCUGAGAUCCCUCACCCCUGGCUGCCUCCAAACAGCGGCCCUCCUCCUCUGCCCAGCUCCUCUUUACCUGAGGGCUACUAUGAGGAGGCGGUUCCUUUAAGUCCUGGGAAGGCUCCUGAAUACAUCACUGCCAACUAUGAGUCAGACGCCAUGAGCAGUUCCUAUGAGUCGUAUGAUGAGGAAGAGGAGGAUGGAAAGGGCCAGAAGAUGCGUCACCAGUGGCCGUCUGCAGAGGCGUCCAUGGAUCUGGUGAAGGACGCUCGGAUCUGUGCGUUCCUGCUGCGAAAGAAACGCUUCGGCCAAUGGACCAAACUCCUGUGCGUCAUCAAAGAUAACAAACUGCUGUGUUACAAGUCCUCCAAAGACCACACCCCUCAGAUGGAGCUGACCCUGUCAGGCUGCAGCAUCACUCACAUCCCAAAAGACGGCAAGAAGAAGAAGCAUGAACUGAAGAUUGUUCACCAAGGGGCGGAUGCGCUGGUGCUGGCCGUGCAGAGCAAAGAGCAGGCUGAGGAGUGGCUCAAGGUGAUGAGAGAGGUGUGUGUUAAUGGAGCUGUAGACUUGGAUGGAGCUGGAGCUGGAUCACCAGUGCACAAACCUGAACUGGAGAAGAAGGCGUCAUGUGACAGGCCAAGCUCUGAUGGUGAAGCACCUCAUGAGAAUGGACACAGCGAGUGCAAGGACCAAGGAAAGGGAAAGAAGAACACAAAGUUGGAGCAAAAGACUGGGACAGUGGGGAAAGGGGCAGGGAAGAAGAUCACUAAAAUCAUCGGGCUGGGUAAGAAGAAGCCGUCUACAGAUGAGCAGACCUCGUCAGCUGAAGAAGACGUACCCACAUGUGGCUACCUGAACGUGUUGUCCAAUAACCGCUGGAGGGAGCGCUGGUGCCGCCUAAAAGACAACCAGCUGCUGCUCCAUAAGGACCGUGAUGACCUGAAAAGCCACAUCGCCUCGCUGCCCCUCCGAGGCUGCGAGGUCAGCCCCGGCCUCGAUCACAAACACGCCUUUGCCUUCCGCUUGCUUCGUAAUGGCCAGGAGGUGGCUGUGCUGGAGGCCUCCUCCUCUGAGGAGAUGGGUCGCUGGUUGGGGAUUUUAUUGGCUGAGACUGGCUCCACCACAGACCCAGCCACCCUGCACUAUGACUACAUUGACGUGGAGACCACCGCCAAUGUCAUCCAGCUGGCCAAACAGUCCUUCUGUUUCACCAGUAAGCGUGCUGUCUCACCUAACCCAUACCUGGAUAACCCAGUCAAUGGCUACGCCUGUCCCACUGGUAUGGCUCUGCACUAUGAUGAUGUGCCCAUUAAUGGAAUGCUUAAGGGAAAGAAGGGGACAGGAAACAAUGGGGUGGCACUAAAGCAGAAGGCGGAGUCAAAGAACCAGCCCAAAAAGAAUGGAGUCAAUGGGACCAAUGGGACAGCUUCUCUUAGACGCAACAGCUCCAGUGCAGACCAGUGUAAGUAUGGGAAGAACCGUGUGGAGGCCGACGCCAAGAGGCUGCAGACCAAGGAGGAAGAGCUGAUGAAGAAGAAGCAGGACAUUAGGAACCAUCUGACCCAGCUGAAAAAAGAGAGGAGAGACCUACGCACUGCGCUGGAGGCUGCUGCUGCCAAACGCUCGCAUGCAGCGUUGUCAGAGCGACUGAAGAAGGUGGAGCAGGACUGCAAGCAGAGGGAGGAGGAGCGGGUAAACCUGGAGCUGGAGCUGACGGAGGUGAAGGAGAGCCUGAAGAAAGCCCUGAGUGGUGGGGUCACCCUGGGCCUCACCAUUGAACCCAAAGCUAGCUCCUCUGGAGUCCAGUCACCAGCGAUGUUGCGUCGGACCCAUGAAUCUUCUCCAUUCUCCAGCUGUGACACCAGUGACACAGAGUCCUGCUCCCUGCCGGUGAACAGCGCCUCUCUGCUGCGUCGGCAGCAGGGCAACCAGAAGGCGUCACCAGUUCGGGGACACGUCCUCAGGAAGGCCAAGGAAUGGGAGCAGAAGAGCGGCACAUAAACCAGCAGACCCU
This is a messenger RNA of Plectropomus leopardus (leopard coralgrouper), 2336 nucleotides long. The record is from RefSeq and is a predicted model, not a curated record. Lineage: Eukaryota; Metazoa; Chordata; Actinopteri; Perciformes; Serranidae.